AUGGGAAUAGCUUUGACCAAGUGUGCUCAUGUGCUGGCAAUAGAAACUAUCAUUACUGCUAGCUGGUCCACUGCAGUGUAUAGGAGGCCAUCAAUUCUUAAAACCAGAGAUAGAUAUAUCAGUAGCCUGAAAAAGAAAUGCCAGAAGGAAUCUGAACAAAACAAAGAAAAGCAGAGAAGAAUUGAGACCUUGGAAAAGUAUCUGGCUGAUCUUCCAACUCUAGAUGAUGUACAGAGUCAGAGUCUACAGCUUCAGGUUCUAGAAGAAAAAAAUAAGAAUUUGCAAGAGACUCUCCUAGAUAUGGAAAAAAAACUUGAAGAGAUCAAAAAACAGUGUCAAGAAAAAGAGGCACAGCUAAUAUGCCAGAAAAAGAAAGAAAAGGAGUUGGUAACUACAGUUCAGAG
Molecule: messenger RNA, 404 nt
Organism: Leptonychotes weddellii (Weddell seal)
Lineage: Eukaryota; Metazoa; Chordata; Mammalia; Carnivora; Phocidae
Source: RefSeq, a predicted model, not a curated record